AGUGGAUAAUUCAAGCAAAUAUCAAAAAGCAAAAAAUGUAACGCUCGUCGCAUACGACCGUAGCCCCGAAGCUCUGUAUAGUUCACGAGUGGAAAGAUACCACGUGGCGCACUGGGCCCAACCUAUACAUCUCUGCUUCACUAUAUAAAAUCCUCGCCCACUCAUUUCUUAGCACACAUAAAAAGAAGAGAGAAAAUCAAUCCAAUUGAAAAAACAGACACCCACAAACACAAAUACACUCAACGAGUAACAUCUCUUCGCCGGCCACUUCAACAUCGCCGGAAAAUGCAAAUUCCGGCGCACGGUUUCUCUUUCUUCCCCUACAAGCACAAUGUUCGUGUUUCCUUCCAUCACCGUCACGUUUUCCGCGAAAAACCCUAACAGAAGCUGUUUCCCUCUUCUUAAUUUUGCCUUUUGAAGUAAAUAUUGCUGCGCAAUUCUGUUUUGAUCCUUUUGUUUUUGUGUUGGAGUUUGAUUGUAAUCGGAUGAUUUGGAGUUGAAUCAAAAGCUAUAGAAUUUAGAUUGCGUUUUUAGGUUCGCUCACAUUGAAAAUUUUGUAGAAGGAAUUUUGUUCGAGUUUUGAAGUAAUUUGUUAUCGAGUGAAAUGCCUUUUCCGAUGAGAAUCCUGCCGAUCGAUGCGAUCCGGCAGGACGUCGUCAAGCCACCGGUGUUGAAAUCGCGGCUGAAGCGGCUUUUCGACCGUCCGUUCAACAGUGUUCUGAGGAAUUCAUCAGCUGAUAAGCAGGCAGCCGGAGGAGAGAAGGACGGUGGCGUGGCGCCGGAAUUCGAACCAAGCUCCGUCUGUUUGGAUAAAAUGGUUCAGAAUUUCAUCGAAGACAACAGCGAGAAGCAAUCGUUCACCUCCGCUGUGAAAUGCGGCCGUCACCGCUGCAACUGCUUCAACGGCAAGAGCAACGACAGCUCCGACGACGAGUUCGAUUUCUUCUCGGACUCGUUAGCAGUGAAUUCUUCUUUCACCGAUCCCUGCGAUAGUCUCAAGAGUUUGAUUCCCUGCGCGAGCGUGGCGGAGAGAAAUUUACUGGCAGACACUUCGAGAAUCGUCGAAAAGAACAACAAAACUUGUAAAAGGAAUGACGAAUUGAGAAAAGUCGUCACCGAUUGCCUAAUUGCUCUUGGAUACAACGCCUCUGUUUGCAAAUCCAAAUGGGAAAAAACUUCUUCAGUUCCAGCUGGCGAGCACGAAUACAUCGAUGUGAUAACUGAAGGCGGCGAGAGGCUGAUAAUCGACGUGGAUUUCCGAUCGGAGUUCGAGAUCGCACGAUCAACAAGCGGUUACAAGUCGAUCCUGCAGUGUCUGCCGUCGAUUUUCGUCGGAAAAUCCGAGCGGCUACUGCAGAUCAUCUCGAUUGCGUCGGAAGCCGCCAGGCAGAGCCUGAAGAAGAAAGGCAUGCAUAUCGCGCCGUGGCGCAAAGCCGAAUACGUCAAGUCUAAAUGGCUCGGCCCUCACACACGCAUCCCAGCCGUAAACAGCGCCGUUCAGAAGCCUGACGACGAUCCCCGACCUGAACCCGAAGUUAUCGAAUUUCUAGAAAACGAGAGAGGAGAGCUGGACCUGAUUUUCGGGGAGGAAACGUCGUCGUCGCUCUCGCCCGAGUCUGGUAUGGAGAAACCGAGUUCGCCGGUGAUGUUCUCCGGCGAAAUAUCGCAGUCGGUGACGUGGCAGUUGCCGGAGCUGAGGCCGAAGAGUUUGGAGAGGGGGAAUAAGGUGGUCGUCACGGGAUUGGCUGCUCUCCUCAAAGAAAAACUCUGAUAAAAAAAAUAAAAAAUAAAAAAUAAUUUUUUGUUUUUUCACCAGAAGCUUCUCUAACUUUUUUUCUUUUCUUUUUUUACUAUUGUAUUUUUGAAAAAGAACAUUAGACCGACAAAUAUACAGAUGAUCCCCUCCUAAAAUAGCUUGUGUUGGGUGUAUAAAAUGGGGAACUCCGAGGGUUAAUCUGAGGGAUUUUGUUUUUGCGCUUUCAUUAGCGUUCCUUGUUUUUCCUGUUAUAAUAAAAUACAGAUAUUUUGAAUUCGAA
Molecule: messenger RNA, 2036 nt
Organism: Salvia miltiorrhiza (redroot sage)
Lineage: Eukaryota; Viridiplantae; Streptophyta; Magnoliopsida; Lamiales; Lamiaceae
Exons: 3
Coding region: 605-1771 (388 amino acids)
Source: RefSeq, a predicted model, not a curated record